GAGAGAGAGAAAGAGAGAGAGAGAGAGAGAGAGAGAGAGAGAGCACGAUUGGAUGCCAGUGACAGAGGAAAAGACUAAAACAGCCUGUGAAUUUUCUUAGUUGCCAUGGGCCCUUGGGGGUCGAUCAAGUGGCACUGCUGACUCACAGAGGAAAGGACAGAAGACACAUGAAGAAACAACAAAAACAAAUACAAGUGACAAGAAGUAACUAAGGACAACAAGGCUUUUAUAAAUAACAGGGAAGGAGAAACGGAGUGAGGGGCACACAGGGUGAGCGUUUUGUCCAGACUGGAGACUGUCUUCAGUGCGUUGCCUUCACGCAGCAGAGAGAGAGCCAUCGACAAGAUCACCCAGGUCCCUCAGCCCAUCAUCCAUCCAUCCAAUCAUCUGUCAGUCUGUCCAGUGAACACGAGGCAGAGACAUGAAGAGACCUCACGACUACAGCUCCCCAGACUCGGACACAGACGAGUUCAUUGACGUGGGACAAGAAGACAGCUUUUGCCCAGUCACCGGGUCCAUGUCUCCUGGCAGCGCCUCUCAGAUUCUGGCCCGAAAGAAGAGAAGAGGGAUCAUAGAGAAGAGGCGCAGAGAUCGGAUCAACCACAGCCUGUCAGAGCUCAGGAGACUUGUGCCCAGUGCUUUUGAGAAACAGGGUUCAUCUAAGCUAGAGAAAGCAGAGAUCCUCCAGAUGACUGUGGACCACCUCAAACUUCUGCACGCCAUGGGAGGAAAAGGUUACUUUGAUGCGAGGGCCCUGGCUGUUGACUACAGGACCCUGGGCUUUCGGGAGUGUGUUGGGGAGGUAGUGCGGUACCUCAGCUCCCUUGAAGGGGAGUCCCCAGACCCUAUAGGAGCCCGCCUGGUCUCCCAUCUUUCCCACUGUGCAAGUGAGCUAGACCCUCUCCUCCUACAGUCACCCCCAGCCUCCACCCUCCCCUUUCCUCCUUGGCCAUGGGCAUCCUUCCCUCAGAUCUCCCCUACCUCACAGGGCUCCUCCUCACCUCCUUUCCCCAGUGGGCGAAGGGACCUGGCCCUGCUGGGGAGCUACCCAUCAGCGGCCUCCAUCAGCCUCGCCCCUCCACCCCUCCUCGCCCCUACAGCCCUGGCCACUGUCCACAGGGUGCCCUCCCUUGCAGCGUCCCCAGCCCUUGGCCCCUCCAGGCCGACUCAGCCGUCCCCUCACAGCGCCACCAGAGCCUCGCCUCUCCCACUCCUCACCCCUUCCUCUUCUUCUCCUUCUACCUCCGCCUCCUCUUCUACUUUAUCAUCUUCUGCCCCAUUGCAAGUCUCUUUCAGACCCUUUGCACCUCUGGGGUCUCCUGCAGCCCAGCGCAGGGGCUUGAGUGGAUCAGCCAAGUCGGCCCAGGGAUGGGGGACUGAAAUCGGAGCUUUCUGAGGGACAACCCUGGUUUUGUUUUCCAAACAAACUCUGUACAGUGGACAUGGCGCUCCUAUGUGCACCAUGUAGCAAGUAUGAUACUUUUGGAGGAAGAAGUAUUGAACCUUUGAUGAUUGUCUCUGCUUUUGAAGGACUCUAAAGCCAUAUCAGACUAUGGGUGAAAUUUCAGAUAAUCCCAAACAAUCAUAUGUAAUGGAAUUAUGAAGGAAUGUGAAAGAAUGGAAGAUUUAAAUAAAUUCUUGACCUUGCUUGACAAAUACACAUGUACACAGUGUCCAACAGAGCCAUAUAUGUAUAUAUAUAUGUAUAUAUAUACACAACACUCAACAAAGUGAUGUUGAGUUUUUACUGACUUUAACUGUGAUUUGUUUUUUCCAAAACAUUUAUACUUUUAAUUACAUUUUCCAGUUUUGACACAAAUUUCUAUAAAGACUAAGUGCCUUUACCUUCA
Scatophagus argus is the source of this 1850-nucleotide messenger RNA. RefSeq names its product hes related family bHLH transcription factor with YRPW motif like (gene heyl). Gene Ontology annotation, cellular component: nucleus. Lineage: Eukaryota; Metazoa; Chordata; Actinopteri; Scatophagidae. The transcript has 5 exons. The record is from RefSeq and is a predicted model, not a curated record. Bases 422 to 1396 code for a protein of 324 amino acids. Gene Ontology annotation, biological process: circulatory system development; regulation of transcription by RNA polymerase II; anterior/posterior pattern specification. Gene Ontology annotation, molecular function: RNA polymerase II cis-regulatory region sequence-specific DNA binding; protein dimerization activity; DNA-binding transcription factor activity, RNA polymerase II-specific.